This is a messenger RNA of Limanda limanda (common dab), 3240 nucleotides long. RefSeq names its product mothers against decapentaplegic homolog 4-like. Gene Ontology annotation, molecular function: DNA-binding transcription factor activity, RNA polymerase II-specific; RNA polymerase II cis-regulatory region sequence-specific DNA binding; I-SMAD binding. The record is from RefSeq and is a predicted model, not a curated record. NCBI's taxonomy places the organism in Eukaryota, Metazoa, Chordata, Actinopteri, Pleuronectiformes, Pleuronectidae. The transcript has 10 exons. Gene Ontology annotation, cellular component: heteromeric SMAD protein complex. Gene Ontology annotation, biological process: SMAD protein signal transduction; cell differentiation; transforming growth factor beta receptor signaling pathway. Bases 127 to 1710 code for a protein of 527 amino acids.
CACACAGAGACAGACACACACACACUCAGAAACCCACACAGACACACACAGACACACACAGAGACACACACACACUCACCAACACAGUGGAUCACAGCCGAGCAGAGAGAGCUGCGUCCGGUGACCAUGUCGGUGCUUGACUCCGCCCCCAGCGGGGGUGACCCCGCCCUCAGUAUCGUUCACAGCCUCAUGUGUCACCGACAGGGCGGAGAGAACGAGGUCUUCGCUCAGCGGGCGAUCGAGAGCUUGGUGAAGAAGCUGAAGGAGAAAAAAGACGAGUUGGACUCGCUCGUUACCGCGGUUACCACCAACGGAGUCCACCCCAGCAAGUGUGUGACCAUCCAGAGGACGCUGGACGGACGCCUGCAGGUAGCAGGUAGAAAGGGUUUCCCUCACGUGAUCUACACCCGUCUGUGGCGCUGGCCCGACCUCCAUAAGAACGAACUGAAACACGUGAAGUUCUGUCACUUUGCGUUCGACCUGAAGUUCGACAGCGUGUGUGUGAACCCGUAUCACUACGAGAGGGUGGCGCCGCCCGCCAGCGCAGGUCCUCAGACUCUGAUAAAGGAGGAGUUCAUUCAGGAAUGUCUAAAGAUCGACCUGCCCCCCCACCCUGACCCCUACAGCCGGCCCCGCCCUGUCAACGUGUUUCCCAGCAUGCAUCUGUCUCCUCCAGGUGGUAGAAGAGGCGUGUGUGGGGGGGCUGAGGGUGAGGACCCUGGUCCCCUUCUGCCCCCCCCGCCUCAGAGCCAGGGGGGGCAGGCCUCGCCACCAACAUGGAGUCCUCCCGUCAGCCCAGAGUACAGCGACCCCUCUCCAGCUGGUGCUGUGGGGGGGGCGGGGUCUUGUGUUUCUGCAGCCACCUGGACAGGGAAUGACCUCGCCCGCUACAGGGAUGUAGGACCUCUACAGAGUGGGCGGAGCCACCAGCAGCCUCGAUUACAUCAUCCUCAUCACCCCCCCAAUACUCACUUCUGGUCCCAGCAUCACAGCACCACUCCGUAUCCACAGCCUGUGUCCAACCAGCCAGGUCCAGAGUUCUGGUGUUCUAUCUCCUACUUUGAGUUGGACAUCCAGGUUGGGGAGAUGUUUAAGGUCCAGUCCAGCUGUCCCCUGGUGACCGUGGACGGAUACGUGGACCCUUCAGGAGGAGAUCGGUUCUGUCUGGGACAGCUGAGCAGCGUCCAUCGCACGGCCAGCAGCCACCGCGCCCGGCUUCACAUCGGCCGAGGAGCUCAACUGGAGUGUCGGGGGGAGGGAGACGUCUGGAUGCGUUGCCUUAGCGACCACCCUGUGUUCAUUCAGAGUCACUACCUGGAUCUGGAGGCCGGCCGAGCACCAGGAGGCGGAGUUCGUAAGAUCUACCCGGGAGCUUGUAUUAAGGUGUUCGACUUGCGGCAGUGCCACAGACAGAUGCAGCGGCAGGCAGCAGCAGCUCAGGCCACGAUGGUUGUUGGUUCGAUUCCUGGCCCGGACAGUGUAGGAGGAGUCGCCCCUGCUGUCGGUGUGUGCUCACUGGCGGGUCUGGGUGUGGACGACCUGCGAAGGUUGUGUAUCGUGCGGCUGAGCUUCGUGAAAGGUUGGGGCUGUGACUACCCGCGACAGAGCAUCAAAGACACCCCCUGCUGGCUGGAGGUCCACCUGCACCGGGCGCUGCAGCUUCUCGACCAGGUGCUGCAUAUGUUGCCGCCACAAGAGCAUUCCCUCUGACACCCCCAACAGGUGUGUGUGGGUCUGAGAGUGUGGGUGUUUGUGUGAUGCUUCUACGAGCCCGGCCCCCCUCCUGCUCCUACACACUGGUGCAGGGGCGGGUCCUGGCGACGUGGGCGGUGCCGAGAGGAUGGCACAAGAGGCUGAUUGAUCACAACGUGAUGAACAGCUCGCUGUCAGUACAGCAGCUUUCAGACUCUUUUUAUAUUUUUUAUAGUCUACAUUUUUUUCUGCCUGUGUGUGCAUCUGUACACAGUGUACACAAGGGGCGCUUGCAGUUUUGCGUGUGUAUGUUAGGGGGCGCCAAUCUCAAAUCUCGUCUCGGGCUCCAACAUGGCCGCCGGCCCUGCACAGGUGUAAACAAACACUUCAUUGCUCAUUUGCUGGUUCAGGUACAGAACUCCAUGCUUCAGACAAUCAACCAACAGCAGUGUCUCAUUCCUCCUGUCAAUCAGAUGAGUUUCCAUGGAUACCACUCACACGUUAAAAGCUCAGGUCGCUGAAAAAGAGAACAUAAAAAUCUCCUGUUGUAGAACCAGAGCAGGAACUGGAGCCUGCAAUACAAGAGUUCUACAUACACAGGAUGUCUUUAAGUUCUCCAGCUGAACUUAACCUAACAAUCACAUUCAGGCUAGGUGGUCACAUGACUCUGGUUAUCAACUCGUUAACUCAGGUUUUCUUACUGUAGAGUGCACAUAAAGGGGCGGGGUGUACUGUGUAUGACCAAUCACAGACAUGGACAGUUUGACUGUCGGCAGAGCUGAGGAUCAGACUGUUGUAUAAUAAAAAUCAGAGGAGAACAAACAGCUGGUAAAACAUCUGGGAUUGUGCCAAUGUGUGAGUUACAGCGCCCCCUGGUGACAUUUGGUAAAAAUAUGUUAGGUGACCACGUGGUGAGUCGGCAGAGCUUUUAUACAGUUUGAUCUCUUAUCUCCAACUUCACCUGGAGCAGGUCAGCUGAUCACCACACGUUACCAUGGUGAUUUACCUCGAUUACAAGAGAACGAGCUUCGUCGGAUUGAAGACUCAGAAUUAAACCUGAAGUUACCUGAUGACCACAAAUCCUUCUUCGUAGUUCAGGGUCCAGGUCUCCUGAUGUUUCAGGAAGUCACUGAUUUAUACAUCAGGUAUUUUCAAAGUAAAACUCCACGGAAUAAGAAAAGUUCACGUGAUGGUCUCAGUGUGAUCGUCUUCAUUGAUGUGCUCAGACGUGAUGCUGAUCUUUGUCUCUGCUCAGUUUUCAGAUUUGAUUAUUUUAAUUUUCAUCUCCGUCAGUUUUAUUUACUUUUAUCUUAUUUUGAAGGUUUCUACUUUAUCAUUCAGUCGGUUUUAUAGAAACACGGUGACCAUCAUUGAACUUCAAAGUUUAACUCUGACUGCUCCUUUAACAAAGUUUUAUUUACGUUGACUUUUAUUGAUAAUCUACCAAAGAUUGAUUUCCUGCUCCUCAUGACAUCACAUCCUGUUUACGCUUUGACUCUUAACAGUUUAAAGGCUUUUAUACGGAAAGUGUGUAUAACUCCCCAACAU